Chelonia mydas (Green sea turtle) is the source of this 2147-nucleotide messenger RNA. Its product is annotated as E3 ubiquitin-protein ligase RNF182. The transcript is spliced from 2 exons. Bases 237 to 968 code for a protein of 243 amino acids. The record is from RefSeq and is a predicted model, not a curated record. NCBI's taxonomy places the organism in Eukaryota, Metazoa, Chordata, Testudines, Cheloniidae.
CGCCCUGGGCGGCUCCGGCUCCGGCUCCGGCGCCGCGUCCCGGGCGCAGGGGCGCAGGCUGGGGCAUCUCCCCGGGGCCCCGGGCCCGGCCUAGAGGAGCAGCCGGGUGCCCGCCCUCCGCCGCGGCCGGUGGCCUUGCGCCGGCUCCUGCUUUUCUGCUGGGCUCCCCUGACCGUCCCCGCUGGGCUCGAGGACCUUCUCUCCAGGAGCUCCGAGCGGCUUCAGGAAGGGAGACCAUGAGCCACAAGGAUGGCGAGCUGGGGAGCUGCCAGCCGCUGGUGUUCACGGCGCAGGAGCUGGAGUGCAAGAUCUGCUACAAUCGCUACGACGCACGAGCCCGCAAGCCCAAGCUGCUGAGCUGCUGCCACCGGGUCUGUGCUAAGUGCCUGCGCAAGAUGGUGGCCGUGGGGGAGUCCUCGCCCCAGCUGCUCAGCUGCCCUUUCUGCCGGCAGGAGACCCAGGUCCCCGCGGAGGACGUGCAGCUGCUCCAGGAUGACAGCAAGGUGCUGGCAGUGCUGAGGUACCACGAGCGGGCAAAGAAGCGAGGCACUCUGCCCUCCCCCGAGGUCAUCCUGUGCCCCAGCGUCCUGGAGCCCUCCCGCAGCUCCUCUGACUGCCUGGUCAUCACCAUCCUGGAGGUGCCGGAGGACGUGGCGCCCCCCGAAGGCUUGGGCAUGCUGGACAUGAUACGCCUGUACCGCCCCACCAGCCUGGACUCGCUGCCCUGCCGCGGCCCCAUCCAGAAAUCCCGCUCUUGCACCUGGCAGGCCAUACCCCACUUCGUCCUCUGGAUGCUCUGCCUCAUCUACUUCAGCGCCCUGCCCUUUGGCAUCUACCUCCUGCUCAUUGAGCGCCACAACCUGGGCAUCGUGCUGGUCAGCCUGGUGCCCUCCACCCUCAUUCUCUGUGUCCUCUACAGCUUCUGCCAGUGUCUGUGCCGCGAGAUCUUCGAGUUCCCCUCCACCUGAGCCUGCUGCUCCCCUGGGUCCUGAAGGCACCAGGCACUGGCCUUGCACAGCCUGGACCUCCCCAAGGCUGUGCCCUGUGCCUGGGGCUGGCUGAGAGCAUCCCCACUCAGGGCUUGCCAGCCCCCAGUUACUGCAGGGGGACGGGAGAUGUCAGUGUGGGAGGGUCCAGGUGCAGCUGAGCGACUGGUUGGACAGGGCCACGAAGCGAGUACUGAGUGCCUGUCAUCUUCCCUUGCAGAGAGGAGAUGUACUACAAAGCCGUGCACGACACUGCUGUCAUCUUCCUACAAAACAACGCAGGCUUCACCAAGUGGGAGCCCACGCCGGAGCGGCUGCAGGAGCUCGUCACAGCCUAUAAGCACUCGGGACGGACCCUCAGUUCCACGGGUUCCUCCUCCUCCUCCUCUUCCUCCUCCACUUCUUCCUCAACUGCAGAUAAAGAUCGGGAGACGGGCCGAGAGCAAAGCACCAGCCGGGAGACCAAUGCCAAUUAAUCUGCAGAGGGCAGUGUGCGGGGACAGACGGCAGGGGCGAAGGUAACAGUGCUCCAGAGGAGGGAAGGUUUGAUGUGGCAGGUGGAGAGACUGCUGGCCGAGUAGCGCCAGGCCUGGGGGACUCUCUCCAGGCAGCUCCACCCUGCUUGCUUUCCUCUGUAAACCUGCAAGGCCACUUCCCUCACCAGAGUCCAGGGAGAUUCCCUCGCCUUACGCCCCGUGGGAAGAAAACUGGCUGCUGCCCUAGACGAGGGGCAAUGAAGCCAAAGGUCGCAGUCAUAGGAAGAGUUUGCAGCCCCAUCAAACACUAAAGCUCUGAGGAAGAGGCAGCUGGUGCUGAGACGGCUGCACAGGUGAAGGAUGGACGGACAGACGGACGGACUGACUGACAGACCGAGCUGUGGCCUAGAAGGUCCCUUGCAGCUGGCUGAAGCCUGGCAUUUCCAAGAGAGAAGCAGACAGGGUCCAGAGGCUCUUCCUGCUGGCCUGGCACCAGCCCAGCUCCGUGUCCAUAGUGUAAAUAGUUCUGUCCGUGGCGACCAUGCUCCCUGCAGGGUUUGUUUCCGUAGCAUCCAUGUUUCCUUUCCACAUGUACGAGUUCCGUGUUUGCCGAAGCUGUUUACUGUAUAAAAGAAAAGCAGAGAAAAGGAAUUUCUUUUAGUGUGUAAAAACGUCUUUGCAGCUG